Molecule: messenger RNA, 3333 nt
Organism: Saccharomyces paradoxus
Lineage: Eukaryota; Fungi; Ascomycota; Saccharomycetes; Saccharomycetales; Saccharomycetaceae
Gene: GAL11
Product: Gal11p
Exons: 1
Coding region: 1-3333 (1110 amino acids)
Biological process (GO): regulation of transcription by RNA polymerase II
Cellular component (GO): mediator complex
Molecular function (GO): transcription coregulator activity
Source: RefSeq, a predicted model, not a curated record
AUGUCUGCUGCUCCUGUCCAAGACAAAGACACUCUGUCCAAUGCCGAGCGUGCUAAGAACGUCAACGGUUUGCUUCAGGUGCUCAUGGACAUUAAUACUCUUAACGGAGGGAGCUCCGACACUGCUGAUAAGAUAAGAAUCCAUGCCAAAAACUUCGAAGCUGCUUUGUUCGCUAAAAGCUCUUCAAAGAAAGAAUACAUGGACAGCAUGAACGAAAAAGUUGCUGUCAUGCGCAACACGUACAAUACCAGGAAAAACGCCGUUACUGCUGCAGCUGCUAAUAACAACAUCAGCCCCGUGGAACAGCACCAUAUUAACAACUUGAAAAAUUCUGGCAGCAGUGCCAAUAACAUGAGCGUCAAUAUGAACCUAAACCCUCAGAUGUUCUUGAAUCAGCAGGCUCAGGCAAGACAACAGGUUGCACAACAAUUAAGAAAUCAACAGCAACAACAACAACAGCAGCAGCAGCAACAACAACAACAACAACAACAACAACAACAACAACAGCAGCAGCAGCAGAGGCGUCAAUUGACUCCUCAGCAACAACAAUUAGUGAAUCAAAUGAAAGUAGCGCCCAUUCCCAAGCAACUACUGCAAAGAAUUCCUAAUAUUCCGCCAAAUAUCAACACUUGGCAGCAAGUCACUGCUUUGGCUCAACAGAAACUACUAACGCCUCAGGAUAUGGAGGCUGCGAAGGAAGUUUACAAGAUUCACCAGCAAUUGCUGUUUAAAGCAAGGUUGCAGCAACAACAAGCACAGGCCCAGGCCCAAGCCCAGGCCCAAGCCAAUAACAAUAAUAACGGCCUCCCUCAAAAUGGUAAUAUUAACAAUAAUAUGAAUAUUCCUCAACAGCAGCAAAUGCAACCUCCUAAUGCAAACACGAACGCCAAUCCUUUGCAGCAGCAACAAUCUCAGAAUACCGUACCAAACGUCCUCAACCAAAUCAACCAAAUUUUCUCUCCAGAGGAGCAGCGCAGCUUAUUGCAAGAAGCCAUUGAAACCUGCAAGAAUUUCGAAAAAACACAAUUGGGCAGUACAAUGACGGAACCUGUUAAGCAAACCUUUAUUAGAAAAUAUAUCAACCAAAAGGCCUUGAGAAAAAUCCAAGCUUUGAGAGACGUUAAGAACAACAACAACGCUAACAACAACAGCUCCAACCUCCAAAGAGCUCAGAAUGUCCCUAUGAACAUCAUCCAACAACAACAGAGCACGAACAAUAAUGAUACCAUCCAAUCUUCUGCUACGCCUAACACUACCGUUUUCCCUCAGCAACAGAAUGCAAGUUCUAAAUUAUAUCAAAUGCAACAACAACAACAGGUUCAGGCACAAGCUCAAGCCCAGGCACAAGCCCAGGCACAAGCCCAGGCACAAGCGGCACAAGCACAAGCACAAGCACAAGCCCAGGCUCAAGCACAGGCGCAAGCACAAGCACAAGCACAAGCACAAGCACAAGCACAGGCACAGGCUCAGGCUCAAGCACAGGCGCAAGCACAGGCUCAGCGCCAACCCUCCCAACAACCACAGCAGGCUCAGCCACAAACCAAUCCACUGCAUGGGUUGACACCAACUGCAAAGGAUGUCGAAGUCAUUAAGCAAUUGUCAUUGGAUGCUUCCAAGACUAACCUAAGACUUACAGAUGUAACGAAUUCUUUAUCCAAUGAAGAAAAGGAAAAAAUAAAAAUGAAGUUAAAGCAGGGUCAAAAGCUGUUUGUUCAAGUAAGUAAUUUUGCACCACAAGUUUACAUUAUCACAAAGAAUGAAAAUUUCUUGAAGGAGGUUUUUCAGUUAAGAAUCUUUGUCAAAGAGAUCCUAGAAAAGUGUGCCGAGGGUAUUUUUGUUGUUAAAUUAGACACCGUUGACAGGUUGAUUAUUAAGUAUCAAAAAUACUGGGAAAGUAUGAGAAUUCAAAUUUUAAGAAGACAAGCUAUUUUAAGGCAGCAACAACAAAUGGCUAACAAUAAUGGAAAUCCGGGCACUGCUUCUGCUGGUAAUAAUAAUAAUAUUGCAACUCAGCAAAAUAUGCAACAGUCACUACAGCAAAUGCAGCAUUUACAGCAAUUGAAAAUGCAGCAACAGCAACAGCAACAGCAACAGCAACAACAACAGCAACAGCAACAACAACAGCAACAACAACAACAGCAACAGCAACAGCAGCAACAACAACAACAACACAUAUAUCCUUCCUCGACCAGUGGUGUAGCUAAUUAUCCAGCGAUGGCGAAUGCAUCCAGUAACAAUAUGUCAUACAUAAACCAUAAAAAUACCUCUAGCAUGGAUUUUUUGAACUCUAUGGAGAAUACACCAAAGGUUCCCGUAUCUGCCGCGGCAACCCCAUCACUCAACAAGACGAUCAAUGGUAAGGUGAAUAGCAGAACAAAAUCUAAUACUAUACCUGUUACCACCAUUCCAUCAACAAAUAAGAAGCUCUCCAUGUCAAAUACUGCUAGUCAACAGCCCACUCCCAGGUCUGCAUCGAAUACCGCAAAAUCAACUCCAAAUACAAAUCCUUCUCCAUUGAAAACUCAAACGAAAAAUGGCACACCAAACUCCAACAACAUGAAGACUGUACAAUCUCCCACGGGCGGACAACCAUCAUAUAAUAGUGCCAUAAUUGAGAAUGCAUUCAGAAAGGAAGAACUCUUGCUUAAAGAUUUGGAAAUGAGGAAAUUGGAAAUAUCUUCUCGUUUUAAACAUCGACAAGAAAUUUUCAAAGAUUCUCCUAUGGAUUUGUUUAUGAGUACAGUUGGUGAUUGUUUAGGUAUCAAAGAUGAAGAGAUGCUUACUUCAUGUACUAUUCCCAAGGCUAUGGUUGAUCACAUCAACGGUUCUGGUAAAAGGAAGCCUACUAAGGCAGCCCAAAGGGCUCGCGAUCAGGAUUCAGUCGACAUUUCCAUAAGGGACAACAAGUUGAUUAUGCAGAGUAAAUUCAAUAAGACUAAUAGGUCUUAUUCAAUUGCGUUGCCCAAUGUUGCUGUUAUAUUCAAAGGUAUUGGUGGAAACUUCAAAGACUUAUCCACUUUGGUUCAUUCAUCAUCGCCGUCCACAUCUUCUUCUAAUGUAGAUGUCGGUAAUCCUAGAAAGAGGAAAGCCAGCGCAUUAGAAAUAAGCCCGCAGGAUUCGAUAGCCUCAGUGCUAUCACCAGAUUCAAAUAUAAUGAGUGAUUCUAAAAAAAUCAAAAUAGAUUCUCCUGAUGACCCGUUCAUGAUAAAAUCCGGAGCCACAUCUGAUGAAAAACAAGAAGUUACGAAGAAUGAAGCGCCAUUUUCAACUUCUGCCGCUAAUUCAGAACAAUUCAACGUAUGGGAUUGGAGUAAUUGGACAAGUGCUACUUGA